Molecule: messenger RNA, 2410 nt
Organism: Triplophysa dalaica
Lineage: Eukaryota; Metazoa; Chordata; Actinopteri; Cypriniformes; Nemacheilidae
Product: E3 ubiquitin-protein ligase TRIM39-like
Exons: 8
Coding region: 191-1798 (535 amino acids)
Molecular function (GO): protein binding; zinc ion binding
Source: RefSeq, a predicted model, not a curated record
CCGGAGCUGAAUUAAAUAAUGUACAAAACGAAAGUUAAAAAAGCCACGAACUUAGUUCGCCGUUGUGUACGAUGGCGGCGUGCAGAUGGUUUCUAUCUCUUUGACGGAGAAAAUGAGCAGGCCUACAGCGAGUAACGUUGAUUUCCUGCAUAGAGUUGUUUCUUCUCCCUAACAUCAGUUUACAAGACGUAUGGCUUCCUCCAGCAGCGCUCUGUCUGAAGAGCAGCUACAGUGCUCCAUCUGUCUGGAAGUGUUCACUGAUCCCGUCUCCACUCCAUGUGGACACAACUUCUGCAGGGAUUGCCUCAAGAAAUGCUGGGACUGCACUCAGUAUUAUAACUGUCCGAUGUGCAAGGAGACUUUCAAAAAGCGACCUGAGCUCAGAGUCAACACAACAUUCAGAGAGUUUGUGGAUCACUUUAAGAAGCGCAGUAAUGAUGGAGAGCAAAUGGUGCGCUGUGAUGUGUGUAUGGGGAAGUGCAAAAGAGCGGUGAAGUCUUGUCUGAACUGUGAAACGUCGUUUUGUGAAACUCAUCUGGAACCCCAUAAAACUGCACCAAAACUGAGGGAGCACACACUCAUUGACCCUGUGGAGAAUCUUGAGGAACACAUAUGUCAGAAUCAUAAAAGACCUUUGGAUCGGUUCUGUAGAAGUGAUCAGGUGUGUGUGUGCCAUUUCUGCGCCCAGGGAGACCACAAGAGCCAUGAAAUCGUUCCUCUAGAAGAGGAGAGUGGAAAUAAAGCGGCUGAGAUAAGGAAAACUCAAAAGAAUAUACAUCUUAUGAUAAAGGAUAAACAAGAAAAGAUUGAAGAGAUCAAAGCUUUGAUGGAGUGCAAGAAUAGAAACACUGAGAAAGAGCAGACAGAAACUGAGGCACUUUUUGCGGCAUUGGUGAGCUGCAUUGAGAAAAGCAAGGAGGAACUUCUUGAAGUGAUGGAGGAGGACAGGGAAGCGGCUGAAGGGCGAGCUAGAGCUCUUACUAAAGAGCUGAAGAAGGACAUCACAGAGUUAAAGUCAAGAGACGCUGAAAUUGAGAAGAUCUUGCAUACUGAUGAUCAUCUCCACAUCCUGCAGGCCAAGCAGUCCCUUUGUAGACCUACACGGCACAACACCCUGCCUGUAUUUAACUGUAACACACAUCUAGAUACAGAGCCGCUGAAGAAAACACUGUUACAAUGUCAGGAAUCAUUCCGCAAUCAAAUGGAGGAGCUUCCUAUCAUAAAACUUAAGAGGAUUCAGAAAUAUGCAGUCGAUGUGACUUUAAACCCCACCACAGCACAUCCAACUAUCAUUUUGUCAGAAGAUCGGAAACAAGUGUGGUGCGGAGGAGAAGAGCAGAAUGUUCCAGACAGUGAGGAAAGAUUCAGUUUGCGUGUUAGUGUUCUCGGAGAGGAGGGAUUCUCCAAAGGGAAAUUUUACUUUGAGGUGCAAGUCAUGGGGAAAACAGACUGGGAUAUAGGGGUGGCUAAAGAGUCUAUAAAAAGGAAAGGACUUAUCUCACUGAGCCCAAAUAAUGGAUACUGGAUUUUUUGGCAUAGGAAUGGUGAUGAGUAUCAUGUUAGUGAUAAUCUCCCUAUACAGCUUGAUAUUAAGGUGAAGCCCCAAAAGGUUGGAGUAUUUGUGGAUUAUGAGGAAGGUCUUGUCUCCUUCUAUGAUGUAAAUGCCAGAUCUCACAUCUACUCUUAUAGCGGUCAGACCUUCACUGAGAAACUUUACCCAUAUGCUUGUCCAUGUUUACAUCUUUUGGGUAAAAAUGCAGACCCACUGGUCUUCACUUCUGUUGAACGUUGUGAAUGAAAGGAAAUUAUUCACCUUUUAGAUAUGAAAGCUGAGAGAAUCAUCUGAAAAUAUUGAAAUGUCCGUAAAUAAAUUUAUACAGAGGUUUAAAUAUACACAUAUAUAUAUAUAUAUAUGCCUGUUGGAGCCAAACUGUGUUAUGCUGUGUUAUUUCCAUUUUAGCCACUGAGUGGCGCUGUUGAAACGGUAGUGGAUGUUUUAUUUAAGCGACUUGGCUUAUGAGGUAAGCCAGGUGUUUGACACGAAAGCGCAAAAAGGUUUUUAUUGCAUUCUCAAUUCGCAACCACGUAAGUAGCUCAUGGAAAUUGUAAGCUUCAUAUGUGUGAGUACAUUGAGGAAAGCGUGUAAACCUACAGGAUUAAACAAUUCGGCAGUUUAAAGUUUAAGAUUUAGCUCAUACAAUGUCUUUAUGUCAUAUAAAUAAAAGAAAGAAUCAAAGUAGAUGUAAAAAAUCUCGUUCGCAUCUCUUUUCUUAUAAAAACUUCGCAACUGUGUGCUAGUGAUGCUGUUGUAUUAGCCUAUGUUUCCAAUGUACCCGUUUGUUAAUUGCAGCAUGGCUCCCCCUGGUGCUCAAACAGUAGUAGGCGGAAAUAAAAUAUACUUCUUUAUUUA